Molecule: messenger RNA, 726 nt
Organism: Budorcas taxicolor (takin)
Lineage: Eukaryota; Metazoa; Chordata; Mammalia; Artiodactyla; Bovidae
Gene: SSMEM1
Product: serine rich single-pass membrane protein 1
Exons: 3
Coding region: 1-726 (241 amino acids)
Source: RefSeq, a predicted model, not a curated record
AUGGGAGAUCUUUUUUCUUUAUUUUGGGAGGUGGAUCCUCCCGCCAUUCCCAUAAGUUUUACCAUUCCAAAUCAAGACUAUGAAUGCCGGAAGGAUGACUCUUGUGGGGUAAUAGGGAACUUCCUGCUUUGGUAUUUUGUCAUUAUACUGGUCCUGAUGUUCUUCUCUCGGGCUUCUGUCUGGAUGUCUGAGAAGAAAAAGGAUGAAGACAAUGGGACAAGUACUUCACCAAGUAAAGAAAGCAAAGAUAUUUCCAAUAAGCGGCGAGGCAAAGAGGGUGCCUGGGAUUCUUUGCAAGUGAUGAAAAAACCAAAGCAGAGCCAACUUACCCCUGUAACUGACUCAGAAGUGGCUUUGGUCAAUGCCUGUCUUGAACAAAGACGAGCAAGGCGCUAUUCUGAAUUCAAUCAAGUGAAUCGGACCCAACAUGACAGUGAUACAACUGAGUGUGACAGUGAAGAAUCUAACUCUGGAGCCUCCUCAUGGAAGGAGAGUGAAAGUGAACCCCACCCAUCACCAGCCAGUAUUAAGAAGAGAAAAACAACUCAGAGGCAAAGGAAUAUGGGAGGUUACCAAAUCAGGGAAAGGCCCUGCCUCCACUGCAAAGCCAUGAGAACCAAUGAAUGGCUAACUCGCCAUUUCCUUCAGAAUGCUUCAGUAACAAGCUCAAUGAAGGGAGAUAAAAAUUUUGGACCUGAUAUUAAGACAAAAUUCAGUAAAUUUUGA